AUGCACAUCAGAAGCCUCGUCGCCGACACGGAGAAAUCCGGGGCUCCGUCCUUCUCCUUCGAGUACUUCCCGCCCAAGACCGCCCAGGGUGUCCAGAACCUCUACGACCGCAUGGACCGCAUGAACAACUUUGGUCCCAAGUUCAUCGACAUCACAUGGGGAGCCGGCGGUGGAAUCGCAGAGCUGACGUGCGAGAUGGUCGUCCAGGCCCAGGCCGUCUAUGGCCUCGAGACCUGCAUGCACCUCACCUGCACCGACAUGGGCCUCGAAAAGGUCAACGACGCCCUGCAGAAGGCGUACAAGGCAGGCUGCACCAACAUCCUUGCCCUCCGCGGCGAUCCUCCCCGUGACCAGACCUCGUGGAAGGCCGCAGACGGCAAGUUCCAGUACGCUCGCGAUCUCGUCAAGCACAUUCGCGACACAUACGGCGACCACUUUGACAUUGGCGUUGCUGGCUAUCCCGAGGGCUGCGACGACAACAAGGACGAGGAUCAGCUGCUCGACCACCUCAAGGAGAAGGUGGACAUGGGCGCCGGCUUCAUCGUCACGCAGAUGUUCUACGACGCCGACAACAUCCGCUGGGUCGGCAAGGUCCGCGAACGAGGCAUCACCGUUCCCAUCCUGCCCGGGAUUAUGCCCAUUGCCACGUAUGCCAGUUUCCUCCGUCGUGCCAAGCACAUGCAGUGCAGGAUCCCUCCCGACUGGAUGGCCAAGCUCGAGCCCGUCAAGAACGACGACGUGGCCGUGCGUGAGAUUGGCAAGACGCUGGUGGCCGACCUGUGCCGGAAGCUCCUCGCCAACGGCAUUCACCAUCUUCACUUCUACACCAUGAACCUCGCCCAGGCCACCCGCAUGGUCCUCGACGAGCUCAACUGGACCCCUUCGCCGGAGCGUCCACUCAAGCAGGCCCUCCCCUGGAAGCAGUCCAAGGGCUUUGGCCGCCGCGACGAGGACGUGCGUCCCAUUUUCUGGCGCAACCGCAACAAGUCGUACGUCAUCCGCACCCAGGACUGGGACGAGUUCCCCAACGGUCGAUGGGGUGACUCUCGAUCUCCCGCUUUCGGAGAGCUCGAUGCCUAUGGUAUUGGCUUAACCGGCACCAACGAGUCGAACCGCAAGAAAUGGGGCGAGCCCCAGUCCGUCCAGGACAUUGCCACCACCUUUGUCCAGUACCUCGAGAAGAAGAUCGAGACCCUCCCGUGGAGCGAGUCCGCUCUCGCCGCCGAAGCCGACCCCAUCAAGGACGACCUCGUCGCCCUCAACAAGCGCGGCCUCCUCACCAUCAACUCGCAGCCCGCCGUCGACGGCGCCAAGUCCAACCACCCCGUCCACGGCUGGGGCCCCUCCAACGGCUACGUCUACCAGAAGGCGUACCUCGAGCUGCUCAUGCCGCCCUACCUGCUGGACGAGAUGAUCAGCCGCCUCGACGACUUCCCCAACCUGACCUACUACGCCGUAACCAAGAACGGCGAGCUCAAAUCCAAUGCACCUUCGGACGGGCCCAACGCCGUCACCUGGGGUGUCUUCCCCGGCAAGGAGAUUGUCCAGCCCACUAUCGUUGAGUCUGUCAGCUUCUUGGCCUGGAGAGACGAGGCUUUCCGCCUGGGUGUCGACUGGGCUCAUUGUUUCGACGCCGGUACCCCCAGCCGUGCUCUUAUCGAGGACAUUAUGAACAACUGGUACCUCGUCAACAUUGUGAACAAUGACUUCCGCGAGAACAACACCAUUUUCGCCUUGCUCGAAGGCCUCGAAGUCAAGGACCUCGCCGUUCCCGCCUCUGGCACCACCUCUGGCACAGCUUAA
Messenger RNA from Trichoderma citrinoviride, 1803 nucleotides. RefSeq names its product methylenetetrahydrofolate reductase. Bases 1 to 1803 code for a protein of 600 amino acids. Gene Ontology annotation, biological process: tetrahydrofolate interconversion. The record is from RefSeq and is a predicted model, not a curated record. Gene Ontology annotation, cellular component: cytosol. Lineage: Eukaryota; Fungi; Ascomycota; Sordariomycetes; Hypocreales; Hypocreaceae. Gene Ontology annotation, molecular function: methylenetetrahydrofolate reductase [NAD(P)H] activity; FAD binding. The transcript has 2 exons.